AUUCCUAAAAGUGAACUUAUUUGGGGCAAUGCAGGCAUGAAAUUGUUGGCGUAGUGACAGAGGUAGGAAGCAAAGUAGAAAAAUUCAAAGUUGGAGACAAGGUAGGUGUUGGAUGCAUGGUGGGGUCUUGCCAUUCUUGUGACAGUUGUGCCAACAACCUUGAAAAUUACUGCCCCAAAAUGAUACUCACCUAUGGUUCCAAGUACCUUGACGGAACCACCACAUAUGGUGGUUACUCCGAUAUCAUGGUGGCCGACGAGCACUUCAUCGUUCGUGUUCCGGACAGCCUACCUCUUGAUGGAGCUGCUCCUCUCCUAUGUGCUGGGAUUACAACUUACAGCCCCUUGAGAUAUUUCGGACUUGACAAACCUGGUAUGCAUGUCGGUGUUGUUGGUCUAGGCGGUUUAGGGCAUGUCGCCGUAAAGUUUGCCAAGGCUAUGGGGGUUAAGGUUACAGUGAUCAGCACCUCCCCUAAUAAGAAGGAAGAAGCUAUUGAACAUCUCCAUGCUGAUUCAUUUUUGGUCAGUCGUGACCAAGAUCAAAUGCAGGCUGCCCUGGGCUCAAUGGAUGGCAUCAUCGACACGGUUUCUGCCAUCCACCCUCUUUUGCCUUUGAUUGGUUUGUUGAAGUCUCAUGGAAAGCUUGUGAUGGUUGGUGCACCAGAGAAGCCUCUUGAGCUUCCAGUUUUUCCUUUGCUCAUGGGAAGGAAGAUAGUAGGCGGCAGUUGCAUUGGAGGAAUGAAGGAGACACAAGAGAUGAUUGACUUUGCAGCCAAACACAACAUAACAGCUGACAUCGAGGUUAUCCCGAUUGAUUAUCUGAACACUGCCAUGGAGCGCCUUGUCAAAGCAGAUGUCAGAUACCGAUUUGUUAUCGACAUCGGAAACACACUGAAGUCUAGCUCUUAAAUUUUGUUAAGAGUUAUCUAGUUUAGGUCCGUUGUGGUUUUACCUAUCCCAUAAGAGCAUCCCAUUAUAUAUGUUGGGAGUCUAAGUAGUAACUGUUAGUCGUGUUGGUCAUGGGAUUGUUGUUCCAUGUUUUCCUGCCCAGUUUGGUCUUGUACGUUCUAUUUAAAUUGUAUUUUUUUUUCAGUCAAUGAAUUAAAUUCGAGUUCAGUUUCCAGCCA
Messenger RNA from Prunus avium (sweet cherry), 1126 nucleotides. NCBI's taxonomy places the organism in Eukaryota, Viridiplantae, Streptophyta, Magnoliopsida, Rosales, Rosaceae. The record is from RefSeq and is a predicted model, not a curated record.